UGAACAUCUGAGGACAAUGCUGCUCCAGUGCAGAAUUAUUGGUUCUCAAGUACAUUGACACUGGCGUGUGCUCUCUUCAUUUGGGAGGCUAAUUAACUGCUGGGAAUAAAAGUCAGUUUGGAAGACUUGGAAAACUACUACAGAGCUGACACUCCUCGUGCCUCCCACAAGAGAGAGAGAGAGAGAGAGACCAGUGGUUAUUCUACUGAUUCGAGGAAACCGUUUCUCUUUCUGGAGUUAUGAGAGCUGGUAGCGGAAGUACCGUCUUGCUGCUGCUGUUAGUGGCGGCCACGAGUGGUUCGGCCCCUGGGACCCCAUCGGGCACCAUCUCCCGCAUCGUGACAGUGGGCGGCGCCUCUGAUUCGAGCAGCGCCAGCCUCGAGGAGCGGGGCCACUACUUUGGACACCAUCAGCCUCACGCUCAGUUCCAGCUGCAGCCUCAGUUCCACGCUGAGUACGGCCCCUCUGGGUCUGGACCUGGCUACCAGCACCAUCCUCCUGCAUACGUGCACACGCCAGCGCCGCCGCCCCUGCACUGGCCGCCAGAGCCACACCACAACUACCAUCCACAAGCAGACUCUCACCACCAUGGGGACUCUCACCAUGCAGAUUCUCAUCACCACAGCCACGUCGAUUCUGAUGAUCUAGAGGACUAUCACCAUUCUUCUGGUUCGUGGUGGAAGGGCAGCGGCGGGCGUGACAAGGGCGGCGGCCUGGUGUCGUCGGUGGUGAAGUCGGUGCUGGCGCUGCUGGGCGCCAAGCUGGUGCUGAAGGUGCCACUGCUGCUGCUCAAGCUGCUGAUCGCGCCCGUGCUGCUGCUGGCGCCGCUGCUCUCCGUGCUGGUGCCCGUCUACAUCGCCACCACCACCACCACCACCACCACCACAACCACUACUACCACGACCACUACUACCACGACCACCACGGCCGCCACUGUCAGGCGGCGGAAGGGCAAACUGGGCGAAAGAGACCAGCAGCCGGAAGAGCCGGUGCCGACCACGGAGGCGCCUGCCAUGCUGAACGUGACGCAGGCCGUGCCCGAACCGGCCAGGCCCUGGGGCUGUGGCCUCAGCGUUGCCUGUCAGCUGGGCGUCGCCUGGGGUUUCCAGGGCUACCAGAUGAUGACUGACGCUGGUAUCCCUCUUGGCCUGAUGAAUGAGUACCGGGAGGAGUUCCUGUCUGGAGCGCGGUCUGGAGUCUGCGAGGACAGGGUGGAGCAGUGCCGAAUGGACCUGGAGCGAGAGGGUCGCCUGGAGAGACUACCUGGUGGAGAGCUGGCGCUGCGCUAGACCAUGGACUACAGCAGAUUCCAGCAGGCGAAAGCUGCAGUUUCUGUCCACACCCCCUAAGAUGAUCGAUGAGAGCUAUGUUUGGGGAGGGCUCAUAGUGUUGACUACAAGUGUGACUGAUACAUGAUACACGGACGAUUUGAAUGACUUUUGUUCCAGUCUCCUGUCUGUGUCUGUAAUGAUCCUCUGAAACAAGGAGUACUUAGCAAGGUACGAAUUCAAAUGUUACUCGAAUAUUGACGUAUAUAUUCCAAAACAAAUAUUUUCAUUGCAAACUACGAGAGUUUCUGUAUACACCAAAUUCUGAAAGUCUAGAGGUGAGUGUAAGAGUCACAAUUGCAAUGUCAAGCGGUGCUCAAAUGCCAGGAAGGAACAGUCUUACAAUAGGAGUGACUUAAUGUGUAUGUCUAAAUUGUAAUGCGAUAAUUACGAGCUACCACAUGAUGAGGCAAUGCUGUCUAGAUAGACUCUUCAGCACCCUACGACUGUGGAAUGUAUGUGUACCAGCAGUAUGAUUCCUCUUGAACAUAGUGACCAGUUUUUGCUGCUAUUAUCAUCUCAAUCGAUCAGUGUGACUGGAAUGUGUUAAACACAACUCCUUCGCGCGAUAGGCAUUGUCACUGAGUUAAAUGGUACCGGCAAAUAGCUACCGCAGCAAGCAACAAAUGGUGAGUGAACUGUAUCCAAGCCUUUCCUCGCUGCCUCACAAAUAAGCACUCCGUCGAAAUGGAUCAGACUGGCCUACUGAGUGCACUGGCUCACCUGAAAAGUAUCAAGGAGAGCAUAAUUACAGUCCAUGAGAUAGGUAACCACGUGUUGUUGCAGGAGAUGUUAGUUGAACUGGGCUCGCGUGAUCGCCUUUCCAGCCAUUCUGACAGUCUUAGUUCCUGUCACAAGUAUAUUCAUCGGUUCAGUGCCUUAUUGGCGGUGAAUUGCGAAUGAUGAAAUACUGUCACAAAUCAUAAACUUUAGCAAAUAGUAUUGUACGUCGUAAGCGGUAUUUAAAUGAUUUGAAUAAAGAUUUUAACACAGGUUUUUUAUAUUUAUUAGUGAUUAAACUGUGGAGACCUUUUAUUUAUUAUGAAAUAGAUGCAUCUCAGAAAUAUCGUAACACAUAUAAGUAGCUUGUUGCAGUUGUACAAUAUUCUCUAGCCUAUCACUUUGUUUCAUUCAUCACUUUGACAAUAAAGUUUCUGUAAUUUACCAA
This is a messenger RNA of Schistocerca gregaria, 2496 nucleotides long. RefSeq lists its product as uncharacterized. NCBI's taxonomy places the organism in Eukaryota, Metazoa, Arthropoda, Insecta, Orthoptera, Acrididae. Bases 240 to 1289 code for a protein of 349 amino acids. The record is from RefSeq and is a predicted model, not a curated record. The transcript is spliced from 3 exons.